AUGGAAGCGGCCCAACCCCCGAGACGGCGGAGGCCGGCGCGGGCCCGGUCCCGUCGCCGCUCGCGCCGCGGGGUCGUCGGCGUCGGCCCCGGCACGUGUUCGGGGUGGUGCUGGGGGACGUGGGCCGCGGCCCCCCGGACGCGGUAUCGCGCCCCGUCCCUGGCCAGGCGCGGCUUCGCCGUCACCCCGCUGGGCUUCGGCCGUUCCGGGCCCUACGGCGCCCUCUUAAACUGUGAGAGAAUUAGGAUCGGGCCCCUGGCGGAGGUCAAGAGGCUCCCAGCCGGGCCCCAGAUCCUUCAGUACGCCGUCAGAGUCGCUCUUCAAGCCCCGCGGCUUCUCUCGGGAAGACAGAUCCUGCCGUUUACGUUUUCCUCCACGAUCCCCCCGGCUCGCCCCGUGACGCCCGCGUGGAAGCGGGCUGGCCGUAGACCGGCCCGGUUAUGGCUACGGCCUCCUGGCCUUGACGCCUGGAGCCCGACACCCCAUGGUCCAGCUGGCCCUGUGGCACGAAAAUCCGUGCGGGCGUUUGUCCGACCCGAACUAACGUGUCACCAAAGCGAUGAGGGACGACCUGGCGAGGAGCUGCGACAUGACAGUCUACGACGGGCCGCCCUCUUUGAGGAGACGCCCCCGGAAUUACGGCGGGAGCCUUACGUGAAACUGGGCCUCACUCACGCCCCGUUCAGAGCCGGUGGGAGCGUGAGCCAGCUGGAGAGGCCCCUGUUGGUCAGCAGCGCGGGCUGGACGGAGGAUGAAGAUUUUUCCAUCCCCCUCGAAGCACCGGAAACGUCCGAUGGGUUGAGCGGUGAAGGAGCGGGCGUCCCAUCUCCGGCGUGUGCGGUAACAGGCGAGGGGCCUCUUGAGGACCGUCACGGCCACGUCAUCCGUCCCCCGAGCCUCCGAAACGUACAGAUCUGCGGGCCGCGGCUGGAAACCGAGGCGUACCGCCUGCUCCCGGGAUCGGCAGAUCUGGGAGUCUGUCUUCACGGAUCCUCCGGCGGUUCGGAUCUGCCCGUGAAAGUGGCGGAUGCGUUUGGCUGCUAUUUACCUGUCUGCGCCGUGCACUUCCAGUGCCUAUUCAAUAAGCGUGAACUUGUGAAACAUGAAGAAAACGGCCCGAUCUUUAAGGAUUCUGAGGAACCAGCCGCUCAGCUACAGAUGGCCUUCUCGGGCUAUCCCGAUCCUGCCGGCCCACUUCACCCGUUCACGACCAACCUGCCGUUGUCCAGGCAGUUCCGCUGGGAUGGGAGCUGGGAGCCAACGGUGCUCCCUUUACUGGGCCGAUUUUGA
Messenger RNA from Ornithorhynchus anatinus (platypus), 1290 nucleotides. Its product is annotated as chitobiosyldiphosphodolichol beta-mannosyltransferase-like. Gene Ontology annotation, molecular function: mannosyltransferase activity. Bases 1 to 1290 code for a protein of 429 amino acids. The record is from RefSeq and is a predicted model, not a curated record. The transcript is spliced from 4 exons. Gene Ontology annotation, cellular component: endoplasmic reticulum. Lineage: Eukaryota; Metazoa; Chordata; Mammalia; Monotremata; Ornithorhynchidae.